UGAGAAGCAGCGGUGACCACAGAAGUGGAGAGAUGGCCUCCUGCAGCAUCCAGCCUCCCUUCAAGAACCCAAUUGUCCCCUUCUCAGGGGUCAUCCAAGGGGGCCUCCAGGACGGACUUCAGAUCACUGUCAAUGGCAUUGUUCUUCAGUCCAGUGAAACCAGGUUUGCUGUGAACCUUCAGAGCGGUUUCAGUGGCCAUGACAUUGCCUUCCACUUUAACCCUCGGUUUGAAGAGGGCGGGUAUGUGGUCUGUAACACGAAGCAGAAAGGAUGCUGGGGGCAGGAGGAGAGGAAGCUGCAAAUGCCCUUCCAGAAGGGGAAUCCCUUUGAGCUCUGCGUCCUGGUGCAGAGCUCCAACUUCCAGGUGACGGUGAAUGGAAACUUCUAUACACAGUACACACACCGUGUGCCUUUUCACUUCGUGGACACCAUCUCUGUCUCCGGCGCUGUGGGGCUGACCCACAUCAGCUUCCAGAACACCCGUGCAGUCCCUAUCCAGCCUGCCUUCUCCGGGAUGCAAUUCUCCCAGCCUGCCCGUUUCCCAUCCAAGCCCAAGGGGCGCAAACCAAAACCUCCAAGUUACUGGCAGGCCACCUCAUCGCCCAUGAUCCAAUCGUGCGUCUUCCCGAUGCAGAGCGCCCCUGGACAAAUGGUCCCUAAUCCCGUAAUCCCACCGGUGGCGUUCUCCAGCCCCACCUACCCGAUGCCUUUCUUCACCAGCAUCCCUGGUGGGCUGUACCCCUCCAAGAGCAUCACCGUGUCAGGCACUGUCCUGCCUGGAGCUCAAAGGUUCCACAUCAACCUGCGCUCUGGGAGUGACAUCGCCUUCCACCUGAAUCCCCGUUUUGAUGAGAACACCGUGGUCCGCAACACAAAGAUCAACAACAUUUGGGGGGCUGAGGAGCGCAGCCUGCCCCGAAAAAUGCCCUUCGUCCAAGGCCAGAGCUUCUUGGUGUGGAUCUUGUGUGAAGGUCCCUACCUCAAGGUGGCCGUGGACGGCUAUCACCUGUUUGACUACUACCACCGCCUGACCAACCUGCCCUCCAUCAACAACCUGGAAGUGGCCGGCGAUGUCCAGCUGACGCACGUGCAGACAUAGGCGGGAUCCCGGCCCUGGAACUCGGCCUGGAGCACGUUACUGUCUUGAUCUGCUCUUUGCCUCCACUUGCCUGUCCCUGCCCCAGCCCCAGCCCCUCCCAGCCCACCGAGGGUCUGGGCCUUUUCCGGAGAGACCAGGUCCUUGUCUGGCCUGCUUCUGCUGCAGCCAUCCUGGCGUGGAGAAGGCGGCUGGCUGGGGCUGCCUUCCUCUGUCUGAGCAGCGCCUGGGGCUCCAGCUGCCCAAAUCCUACCAUCGAGGAGAGGGGUGGUCUGUGCAGGCUGAAGCCCAUGUUCAGUCCGCUUGGCAGAAAGGGAGCAUCCUGGGCCUUCCCACG
Miniopterus natalensis is the source of this 1434-nucleotide messenger RNA. RefSeq names its product galectin 9 (gene LGALS9). Gene Ontology annotation, cellular component: nucleus; cytosol. Gene Ontology annotation, molecular function: galactoside binding; carbohydrate binding. Gene Ontology annotation, biological process: negative regulation of type II interferon production; positive regulation of gene expression; negative regulation of CD4-positive, alpha-beta T cell proliferation. The record is from RefSeq and is a predicted model, not a curated record. Lineage: Eukaryota; Metazoa; Chordata; Mammalia; Chiroptera; Miniopteridae.